CCGCAGUCUCAUCGGGUGCUUCUGAGUUCCAGUAAUACUCACUCAUCGCUGGCCUGCAACAAUGGCUCGCCACGGGGAUACUCGCUCACCAUCACCUGUAGGCAGCACAUAUUCUUCAUCCAGACGCAGUCGCAGAGAUGAUCGUCAUGAAAGGAGUAGACGAGACGAUGGCAGAAGUUAUCGAAGAUCUCGCAGUCCCGAGAGACGAUACCGCGAACGCGAACGCGACCGUGAUCGUGAUCGUGAUUCAUACCGCAGGCGUGACCGCUCGAUAGAUAGACGCGAUGAUUACCGCGACGAAGAUAGUUAUCGACCCAGUCGCAGAGAUCGUUCCCGUGACCGACGUCGAUCGAGAGACCGAGAUGAUGACCGGGAUUACCGUCGCAGAAGCCGCGAGAGGGAUUACCGAAGCAGGCGAGAUGACUCCCGCGAUAGGGCUCGGAGACGGACAGACGAUUCUGCUGACUUGAAACACAAGUCUAGACGGGAUGACAGCCGAGAUCGGGGAAAGGAUUCGGCCCCGCGAUCUCGCGAGACGUCGAAGCCCUCCACACCAACUGCCUCCGCCGCGCCGACGGACGACCAAAAGCGCGCCGAACGGCUAGCAAAAUUGGAAGCGUGGAAACAAAAGCAGGCUGCCGAGAAGGAACGGAAACAGCAGGAAGCCGCUGCUGCUGGGGGACCUAGGAAUAUAUUGGAAGAAAUCGACCGAAAGUCCGGUCUCUCGCCAGCUGUCGACUCUCCUCAAUCGCCUGCAACCCCGGCUGCCGACGCAGCCCCCACUGGGUAUGCGGGGAAAUUCGAUCCUAAGGUGAUCGCAAAGAAUGCAGCUGCCCCAGCUCAAGCUGCGCCAGCUGUGUUGGGGACUGAUAUCUCCGUGCCCGUUGCGGCUAAGACAUCCACUACCACCACUACCAUCACUAAGGCGUCUGCUAACAAACCUGCUGCCUCUUCAAGUGCGUCGUCUUCUGCUUUGAAAGCCAAGGGCAAUGUGGGUGGAUUCGGCCUGGUCAACAAACAAGCCGCGGACACCGAAAAGUCCUCGGCGACGAAAAAGACCCUAGGGUUUGGUGAAGAAGAAUCGACGCGGCGAAAGCUCGAAAAGUUGCCAACGCCCCCAUUAGAUGAUACGAAGGAAGUUGAUAAGCCGGUCGAGGCGGGCGCCGAAGAAGAUGACGAUGUCGACAUGCAAGACGGGGGAACCGAAGAGGAAAAUGCCGCGGCGGCACGGGCAGCUGCUGAAAGGCGAGAAGAGCGCCUGCAGAACGAAGCGCUCAAGUCCCAAACACCGGCGGACGAGAAUGAAACCAAUGGCGACGCGCAACCCAAUGAUGUCUCUGCCAGUCAGCAGCAAGAAUCCGAUAAAAUGGACGUUGAUGCGCAAGAAGAGGAAGAGGAAGAGGAAGUCGACCCCUUGGACGCUUUCAUGUCCGAGCUGGCCGAAUCGGCGCCCCCUAAGAAAACCACGGGCGCCAAAUUCUCUAAAGCAAAACCACAGCAGCCUGAGGCUAUCUUCGGUGAUGAGCACGAGAUAGAUAUGACUGCCGUAGGUGAUGGUGAUGCGGAUGACUUCUUAGCCAUUGCCAAUAAGGCGAAAAAGAAGAAGGACAUCCCGACGGUCGAUCACAAAAAGGCAGAAUAUGAGCCUUUCCGAAAGAAGUUCUACACCGAGCCUAGUGAUUUGGCACAGAUGUCCGAAGACGAGGUCGCCAAUCUGCGACUGGAAUUUGACGGGAUCAAGGUCCGUGGAGUGGACGUUCCUAAGCCAGUGCAGAAGUGGUCACAAUGCGGGUUGGGCGUGCAGACGUUGGACGUCAUUGACCGGCUUGGCUACGACAGUCCUACGUCGAUCCAAGGUCAGGCCAUCCCAGCAAUCAUGUCCGGGCGUGAUGUAAUCGGUGUGGCCAAGACGGGCUCUGGUAAAACAGUUGCCUUCUUGAUCCCCAUGUUCCGACAUAUCAAAGACCAACGGCCGUUGGAUAACAUGGAAGGACCCGUUGGGUUGAUCAUGACGCCCACUCGUGAACUGGCAACUCAGAUCCAUAAGGACUGCAAGCCGUUUUUGAAAGCCUUGAACCUCCGGGCCGUUUGCGCCUACGGCGGAGCGCCCAUCAAAGACCAGAUUGCUGAUCUCAAGCGCGGUGCUGAGAUCAUCGUCUGCACCCCGGGGCGGAUGAUUGACUUGCUCGCGGCUAAUGCAGGGCGCGUAACGAAUUUGCGUCGAGUGACCUAUGUCGUCCUGGAUGAAGCCGAUCGCAUGUUCGACAUGGGCUUUGAGCCCCAGGUUAUGAAGAUCAUGGCCAACAUUCGACCGGACCGACAGACGGUACUCUUCUCCGCUACCUUCCCGCGGAACAUGGAAGCACUUGCUCGCAAGACGUUGUCCAAGCCCGUGGAGAUCGUGGUCGGUGGCAAGAGCGUGGUUGCGCCCGAGAUCACACAAAUUGUAGAAGUCCGCAGUGAGGACAAGAAGUUUAUUCGUCUGCUCGAGCUGCUGGGCAACCUGUAUUCCGACGAGGCCAAUGAAGAUUCCCGGGCCCUGAUCUUUGUUGAUCGCCAAGAGGGCGCCGACAACCUUCUGCGUGAGUUGAUGCGCAAGGGCUACCCGUGCAUGUCAAUUCACGGCGGAAAAGAUCAGAUUGAUCGCGAUUCUACGAUCGAGGAUUUCAAGGCUGGCAUCUUCCCAGUUCUGGUUGCCACCUCCGUUGCUGCCCGUGGUCUGGACGUUAAGCAACUGAAGCUUGUGGUCAAUUAUGAUGCACCAAACCACCUGGAAGAUUAUGUCCACCGCGCAGGAAGAACCGGGCGGGCCGGAAACACCGGAACCGCGGUGACGUUCCUGACGGAAGACCAAGAGCGUUACUCGGUCGAUAUUGCGAAGGCGCUGAAGCAGAGUGGGCAGCAAGUGCCCGAGCCCGUGCAGAAGCUGGUUGAUUCGUUCUUGGAGAAAGUGCGCGCCGGCAAGGAGAAGGCCAGCGCGUCUGGGUUCGGUGGAAAAGGACUGGAGCGGCUGGAUCAGGAACGAGAUGCCGCUCGGAUGCGAGAACGCCGCACGUACAAGACCGGCGAAGAGGGCGAAGAGGAAGAAGAGAAGGAUGAGAAGAAGAACGAGCAAGCCGAAGAGAAGUUCAACAAGAUGCUAUCCGGGACUCAAAAUGCCGCCGCGGCGCCCAUGCCCGGCGUUCCCAAGGGGAUCGAUCUGGAUGGCAAGAUCACCGUGCAUAGGACCGAGAAGGAUCCUGCCAAUGCAUCGAAGAACCCCUUGGACAAGGUGGGCUCGGCAGUUGCGGAUAUUCACGCACGUCUCAGCCGGGCCGGUGUUAUGAGAUCUGGCGUGCCUAUUGACAACCGCGGGCCUGAUGCCGGAGCUUUCCACGCUACUUUGGAGAUCAACGACUUUCCUCAGAAAGCUCGGUGGGCUGUUACCAACCGCACGAAUGUGGCCAAGAUCCUCGAAGCUACGGGAACGUCCAUCACCACCAAAGGCAGUUUCUACGGGACUGGCAAGGAGCCGGGUCCCGGCGAGAACCCCAAGCUGUACAUUCUUGUUGAAGGCGAAACAGAACUCUCGGUUACGAACGCCAUGCGGGAGCUUAUGCGGUUGCUCAAGGAGGGAACCAUCGCGGCGGCCGAUAGCGACGCGCGCGCACCUGUGGGAGGACGGUACAACGUGGUCUGAGAGCGUCGUUCUCGCACUAAAUAUACCUGUAUCAUAAUACACUAUACCAAAUUUUCGUUGUCUACGUUGCCCGGGCGAUGUCUGGCGAGACGAUGGGAGAUGGGAAUGGAAUGAAAUAGAUGGUCAUGUUUCCAGUG
Molecule: messenger RNA, 3816 nt
Organism: Aspergillus steynii IBT 23096
Lineage: Eukaryota; Fungi; Ascomycota; Eurotiomycetes; Eurotiales; Aspergillaceae
Product: DEAD/DEAH box RNA helicase
Exons: 5
Coding region: 62-3679 (1205 amino acids)
Molecular function (GO): nucleic acid binding; ATP binding; RNA helicase activity
Source: RefSeq, a predicted model, not a curated record